Notodromas monacha is the source of this 780-nucleotide messenger RNA. The record is from the annotation of a GenBank genome assembly. NCBI's taxonomy places the organism in Eukaryota, Metazoa, Arthropoda, Ostracoda, Podocopida, Cyprididae.
GUUUGAGUUUCGUGGAAAACCUUUCCCUCGUGUUGUAGUUUGUUCAACUCGUUGAGUUUUGCAUCCUGCAUCAUUCCGGAUGGAAACCCGCUGACGUUACAUUUCGCAGCGUUUUUGCCGGUUAUCAAUAGCCAAGGAAGUGACGAGCAGAAAAAAGAAUGGCUGAUGCGAGGCUUUAAUUGUGAAUAUCUGGGGACGUAUGCUCAGACGGAACUUGGACACGGAACGAAUUUGAGAGAACUGCAGACAACCGCUGAAUAUGAUCCUGAAACGCAGGAAUUCGUCUUCAACACGCCGAAGUUGGAAUCGAUGAAAUGGUGGCCAGGUGGAAUGGGGAAAACGGUCAAUUACGUGAUACUUGGUGCCCAUUUGAUAACCAAAGGACAAAACCAUGGCUUGCACACGUUCAUCGUACAGAUUCGCAGUGAGGAGGAUCACACCCCUUCGCCUGGUGUCACGGUCGGGGAAAUCGGCAGAAAGUAUGGGAUGAAUUCGAAUGAUAACGGAUUUUUGAUGCUGAAAAAUGUGCGGAUGCCGAGGAGUCAUAUGCUGAUGAGACAUGCUCAAGUUUUGCCGGAUGGAACUUAUGUGAAGCCGAAAAGCGACAAACUGAGCUACGGUUCAAUGGUUUUCUUGCGAGUAGUAAUCGCAAAAGAAAUCGGGAAGUGGCUGAGAAAAGCUGCGACGAUUGCCAUUCGGUAUUCUGCGGUGCGGCGGCAGUCCGAGAUUGAAGCGGGGAAAGGAGAAGUGCAAGUUAUUGACUUCUUGACGCAGCAGUAC